AUGCAGAACUACGGGCAAACACCAGGCUACCAGCGGCCAGGAAGCACGACGAGCUUCACGGGCCAGCAGACCGCUCCUCCACCAGUGCCACCACCGCCCCCCGGAUAUGGAGCUUCUCAGGGAUAUCAAGCACCUGCUCCUCAAGCCCACGGCCAAUGGGCUGCGCCAACGCCGACGCAUACGUCGAACCCAUGGAAUCAAUCGCAACAACAAGGGACAAGAGGGUACAAUCCGGGCACGUAUGGUACUAUGCCAGGUGCGCAGCAUCAAUCGUAUCAUCUCCCUCCACCACAUCAGGACCAGCCUCCUCCACCUCCACCCAAACCCUAUGGCUUCGCAGCGGCAGUCCAACGGCAAGAACAACAACAACAGCAGCAGCAGCAGCAGCAGCAAAGCACGCAGAAUUGGUCGCAACAAUCGCAACCGAAUACCGGGUACGCGCCUCAUGCGCAACAGGGAGGAUACCCAGUACAAGGGACACCACAACAGCCAUAUCAUAAUGCAGCCCCUCCGCCGCCUUCAGCCACACCGGGAGGUUCAUACUUCCCAUCUUCACAAGGAGGAAGGCCCAGCUCCAUCUAUGGUGCAGGCCAGGUCAGCUCAUACACGAAUGCGCCAUCAGCUGGACCACAUCAACCCUCCACUGCUGUCAGCCCGAAUGAGCAGCAGCCGGCAUACACACAGCCACCUCUCCCAGCACCCAGUGCAUACGUUCCUCCUCCGCCAGUAGCUCCUACGUGGCAGCAACCACAGUACGCACAGGGAUAUCAUAAUGCCCAGCAGCAAGCGCCGCCUCUGCCUCCUCGACAUGGCCAACAGAGUGUGCAACAUCCAGAGCACCACCAACCUCAAUAUGGACACCCCAACUCUGAUCAAUACCCGCCACAAUCGCAGACACCUCAUCAGUCACAGCAACCGUCAUUUUGGGGUGCAAUACCAGCUUCGCAACAGCCGGUCGGACAACCGAUAUACCCACAGGCGCAAUCGCAGCAACAACUAGUACAGCAACAGUAUGGACAUUCAGUGUAUGAACAUCAUGGUCAACCAUCUCCAUCAGAUCCGCACCUGCAGAGACCGUGGCAGUCCGCAUCUCCAGCACCCGAGUCUACUUAUCAACAUAGCGUACCACAGACCUAUGAGCCUCAGCAGCAGCCCCCGCAAUCAGGAUACCAAGCACAAGACUCGUUCUUAGGACGGCAGUACGCUCAAAUGCCGAACCAAGGGAUUCAAGAACCAAAGCCAUCCAAUCGAAUUGAAACCGCUACGCCGAACUUCUACCAUCAGCCAAGCCCGCCGAGUCAACCUGUGUCUCCCAUAUCUAAUCGUCCGAGUGUGAGUUCUGCAUCUGGUUAUCAACCUGUAUCUGGACGCACCGACUCCGUGAGUUCCAUAGCCCUGGCCAAUCUCUACGCACAACGCGCAGAGAACAAGACGUCCUCACCAAAACCCCCCGCACCCAAACUACCCGUAUCGCCUCCACCUCGCGAUGACAAGUCAAGGUUCAGUGUUCUGGCCGCGGGUGCACCUUCUGAUUGGGAACAUUUAGGUGGCAGUGAGGAAAUCGACGACGAAGAAUUAUUUGGGGUAAAGAAAGAGGAAAAGAAAAGCGACACUACCCAGCCAGAAAGCGUUGAGUUGCCUGCUCACGUCCCAUCUCCUCCCUCGACACAUAGUUUUCCCAGUCCUGCAGUACGUCCCGCACAUGUGAGUUCAAGUGAGUGGGAUGAAGGCUAUACACCCACACCGCCGUCUGUGACGACAAGUCUUGCCCUACGUCAAGACUCGCAGUCGUCUGACCAAGGGUUCGUUGUAGAAGAUGCCAUCGUCGCACCCCUGAGAACUACGCCAAGACCCAUACAGGGUGCGAAGCCUCCCUAUCAACUUGCUGCAUUGACGACAGGGUUUGUCUCAGCCGAGAGCGGGUAUAAUACAUCACAACACACACCGACACAGCCCAAGCAUCAUUUCGAGUCACGAACUACCAAUGAGUCUAACGACGCUGGAUCCUUUAGCUAUGACUAUACUGUGGAGUUAAAAGAGAAGGAUGACAUUAUCCACCAGCUACGCGCAGAUGCAGAACGGGAAAGGGCUGAACUACACGCGAAGAUUGAAGCGCUGGAGGCUGACAAUCAAAAACUUUUAUCUGAGUAUCAAGCCAACAAAACGCAUAGUGCGAGCCAGAUGAUCGUUUUACGUGCACAGAUUGAGACUGUGAGAACCGCCGCAGACCAAGCCACUGUCAACUCCGAGGCUUUAGUAAAGGAGAAGAACAUGACGAUUGAAAGACUGAAAGAAGAUGUGGAAGGGAAGGAACACAAUAUUGAAGAGCGUGACAAUCUCGUCGCUGAGUUGAAGCGUCAACUUGAAGCUGAAAAGUCGAGAGAAUUGCCAAAAGCCACCCCUGCCGAUCUUAUCUCGGAUAUCGACCCGUGUGAGGCAGCAGCACCGCAAGUUGAAGAGAAAAUCAAGAUUUUCAAGGCAUUCAUGAAGGUGGAGUCUAGCAUGAGGACAAUCAACUUUUUCGACGCCUCAACGCAAACGCUUCCAGUAGAGCCAGAGACGUCACACCAAACAGAGCAAGUUGCAACUUCAAACAUAUCCACCAAGAGACAGGAUCUGAACAUACAAGUACCGCAGGGGUCUGCAUAUGAGGACGAUUAUGAAUAUAGUCCUGGUGGCAGACCUAUCUUGGCACGUCAAAGUACGAUGCCGCCUAUUGAAAACUAUCAGGGCCCUCCGAAGCCACCUCCUCGCUCUAUUGACGACGAUACAAACAAAACGCCAGUUCAAUCUCUGCCUGAGGAGCCGAUGCAACCUCAAUACAAGGCAUACGUUCCACCUGCUAGCAUAUCCAUUGACCCUCCUCAAUUGAGGCACAGACAAACGAUGCCUUUCUCCAAUACUCCAGGUGUGGCUUCACCAUCGGGACGUAGCAACAGCAAGGGCCAUGAUGAGAUCUUCUUUGGAGCUCAUCAACCGACUGCACAGUCGCCUGCUCCUCGGCCUUCCAGUAGCGAAGCAGAUAUUCCCUUGCCCGCGCCAUUGACUCUAACUCCACGCCGCCCAGCGUCUGCCGCUACACCGUCAAAGGGAGAUCCGAACCAGGUGCUCAAGGGUCUGUUGCCGAAGCAGAUCAAUUCUGACUCUUCGAAUCGCCGGAUACAAGAUCUCAGAACUAAGCUCGCGGAUAUUGGAUCAAAAUCCAGCAACACCGAAGACCUUACGAAGACAUGGGAAAAGUCAACAUCGCUGAACCGGCGUAAGAAGGACGACGCCCGCCGCAAGCGUCAAGAAGAGAACGAGGAGCAUAACGACGACCUGUUUAACAACAAUGAGAUCUCGUACGCGGAGAUGAAUCAGCUCGAGGAAGAAUUCAAGCAGAAAGAGGGCGAGCUCAAAGCACAAGAAGACAAGGACGAAUACGAGAGUUACGUGGACACCGUAUUCGAUCCAAUUUUCAAUGGCCUACAUGCCGAGAUCAAAUCCCUCAUGGAUCUGUACGUGGAAGCUAAGCAUCUUCUGCAAUCCUCUGUGAGAGGACUCAAGAGCUUCAAGGAGACGGAUGAUCCAAGUACGAAAGACUGCUUCGAGCUUCUAAGAGAUAUCCACGAGCGGAUCGAGAAGAGACACGACAGUGUCGUACAGCUUGUUGCAGAGCGCGAUAGACGCUACAAGAAAACCGAGACGCAACCUCUUUACGCCGCCGGCAACAUCAGUCAGAUGAAGGCCGUUGAGAAGCAAUUCGAGAAUGCGGAGAAACAAGCUAUUUUCGAAGCUAAGCGUGAGAAGGCUGAACGUAUUAGCGAACUUCUUCAGAUUACUGAGGGAGUCGUCGUUGAUGCGGUGAGCGAUGAGCAAAAAGAAAUCGACUACGUCAUUGCAGUCAUCAAGGAUCUUGAGGAUGGCACCGGUGACCCGGAUGUUCUCAUACAAGCACAAUCGACACUCAGAGCCCUGAAAACUUCAUCCAAGGCUCUUCUCUCCCUCUUCAAUGCGCUGGAGGUUGAAUCCAACAAUGCCGACAUCGAUGCUGAGAUUGCGCAGGUGAAGGCUGAUGAUGCAGAUGCAGAACGUAUACGAGAGUUGGAGGUUGAGAAGGAAGAAGCUGAGAAAGGAUUGGUAGAGGAGUAUGAAAGGAGAGUGAGUGUGCUUGAUAGUGAUGAGACUGAGAUUAUGGAGUUGGUGCAGAGGAAGACGGGGCAAGGUAGUGAGGACACGGCAAAGGAAGAACGACUACGUAUGGCGUUGGAGGAAGCGAAGAGGCGAAAUGGCCAUGCUUGA
Alternaria atra is the source of this 4281-nucleotide messenger RNA. RefSeq lists its product as uncharacterized. The coding region runs from base 1 to 4281 and encodes 1426 amino acids. Lineage: Eukaryota; Fungi; Ascomycota; Dothideomycetes; Pleosporales; Pleosporaceae. The transcript has 5 exons. The record is from RefSeq and is a predicted model, not a curated record.